This is a messenger RNA of Nematocida parisii ERTm1, 247 nucleotides long. RefSeq lists its product as uncharacterized. NCBI's taxonomy places the organism in Eukaryota, Fungi, Microsporidia. The transcript has a single exon. The coding region runs from base 1 to 219 and encodes 72 amino acids. The record is from RefSeq and is a predicted model, not a curated record.
AUGAAAGAACUCAUUAAAGAACUUGCAUACAGAAUAUUAACAGAAGAAUUAGCAAGUGAACUAAAACCAUCAGGAAAAAUAAAGAAGAGGAAGCAGGGCAUGAUUAAAAUACUGUGUAAGUUAUGCAAUACACAAGUAAACAGUGUCGUAUUCACUAAGCACUUAGAAAGGUGCAAUAAACAGCAAGUACCAACUAAAAAAGAAAAAAUUAAAGCAUAACUUAUUACACAAUAUACUAUAAAUAACC